AUGUCCGUAGAGCGCAGGUCUCCCUCGAUUGAGACGCGCUCGCUUCUUAACGAGAGACCUCCUUCCUACCACUCUACGGAUGACGUCAACCGCACGCCCCGCUCGCCCUCCAUUUCGGCGCCAGACCCACCGCCGAUCAACCAGUUCUCAAGAGGUGACAUAUGCUGGAUCCUUGCAGGCCUGUGGUCUGGCGUUUUAUUGGGCGCCUUUGAUGGGACCGUCGUCGCGACUCUCUUAACACCGAUUGGGAGUGAAUUCAAGGCAUCAAAUCAAUCGUCAUACAUCGGCACUGCAUAUCUACUCUCCGUAUGUUGUUUUACGCCGCUCUAUGGACGCCUAGCAGAUAUUCUUGGUCGAAAAGGGGCGAUGCUCCUCGCUUUGUCGCUUUUUGGUUCUGGCACUAUAUUCUGCGGAAUGGCUCAAUCAAUGAACGCGCUCAUUGCCGCCCGCGCUGUAGCAGGGAUGGGAGGAGGCGGCGUGAUGACAGGCAAGUAUCACAUGAGUCUCGAGUAUUGCCGUCACCGACCUUAUACCACUCGCGGUCUAUAUCAGGGAAUGGCCAACAUUUUGUAUGGUCUUGGUGCUGCUUUAGGAGGACCCCUUGGUGGCUGGGUCAAUGACAUGUUUGGCUGGCGAAGCGCGUUCUACAUGCAGGCGCCACUGCUGGCGUUUAGCUUCAUCGUAGUCGCCACGAAGGUCAAUAUUCGACUCCCAGAUACAGUUCAAAACCAAAGCCUAUCAGAUAAAUUGCGCCGAAUCGACUUUCUUGGUUCAAUCACUCUUGUCGGAGCCGUUGGCUGUUUGCUUCUUGGGCUAAGUUUGAAGUCAACAGAAGACAUGCUUUGGACACACCCACUAAUUAUCGCCCUGCUCCUUGCUAGCGCCUUCUUUCUCGCUUUCUUUAUCCUAGUUGAGAAGUACUGGGCCCUAUACCCUGCUAUGCCAUUACGACUAGUUACUCAAAGGACACCUCUGGCAGUUUCACUAUCAAAUCUUUUGAUCAGUAUGGCCGUCUUCUCCAUGCUCUAUAACGCGCCCAUAUUUUUUGCUGCCGUACGACUGGAUUCUGCUACUGUCGCGGGAAUGCGGCUGUUACCACAUUCUAUUGCUAUCCCAACUGGUAGCGUCUUUGCCGGCUGGUUCAUGCGACGAACCGGGAAAUUAUACAACUUGACCGUCGUGUCUUCAGUGAUGACCGUUUUAGCGAGUAUUCUCGCAAGCCGCUGGAGCGAGGGCACCCCUGCGUUCUAUCUUUGGGCGGAUUUAAUUCCUCAAGGAUUCGGCAUGGCCAGCUUUAUCACAACUACACUGAUCGCCAUGAUUGCCGGAGUUUACAAGGAGGAUAUGGCUGUCGCUACCGGAAUUACUUACCUUUUCAGAACAACGGGGCAAGUGCUUGGAGUGAGCUUGGGCGGUACCAUCUUGCAAGCCGUGCUCUUGCGAAAGUUGCGAAGUCGGAUUCAGGGGGAAGGAUCCACAGAUCUUAUUUAUCGUAUCCAACACAGCACGCAGAUUAUACCCACCUUAGAACCACAUUUGCGAAAAGCUGCGGUGGACUCUUAUGCAGACGCCUUACGCGUCGUUUUUAUAUUCCAAGCUGCACUUGGCUUUCUAGGUUUCCUCGCUUGCCUACCAAUCCAAGAAAGCGCCUUGCCGGGGAGCCGAGAGGAGCAAGAACAACAUUAUCGGAACCAGGAGAACGCGGAAAGUGGGAGCGAACGCAAUUAG
Messenger RNA from Cyclocybe aegerita, 1728 nucleotides. Lineage: Eukaryota; Fungi; Basidiomycota; Agaricomycetes; Agaricales; Hemipholiotaceae. The record is from the annotation of a GenBank genome assembly.